Helianthus annuus (common sunflower) is the source of this 633-nucleotide messenger RNA. RefSeq lists its product as uncharacterized. The coding region runs from base 157 to 399 and encodes 80 amino acids. The record is from RefSeq and is a predicted model, not a curated record. The transcript is spliced from 3 exons. NCBI's taxonomy places the organism in Eukaryota, Viridiplantae, Streptophyta, Magnoliopsida, Asterales, Asteraceae.
UUAAAAUGGAAAGAUAGGCAUACGUGGCAGGACCAGGAGAUCAAAACUGGCCCCACCGGGCCCAGUCUUUCACCAUCUAUAUAAAGUCACUGCCACGCUUACCAUUCACCAGUGUUGACUCAGCAACUACCAAAACCCUAAUUUUCAAAAUCAACAAUGGCGAUGAGAUCCACCAUGACUUCACGAGCUUCUCUACUUCUUCGUGCAAUGGAUUCUUCAAGCUCUCGUUCAUCCUAUCGCUUUUUCAGCGAUCAAGGUCGCGUAUUAAGCGAGGAAGAACGUGCUGCUGAGAAUGUUUACAUCAAGAAAAUGGAGAAGGAGAGGUUGGAGAAGCAAAAGCUGAAAGCGGAGAAGGAGAAAGCGAAAGCGGAGAAAGAGAAUGCUGAAAAGAAACCUUAAGGACCAGGGGGAUGCUCGCAUACUGCUGACAGUUUGAUAUUCAUGCUGCUGCUGCUAAUCCGUUACUUGAAACUAGUUCGGAGUAAUAAAUGUAUGUGGUUUUCAAAAUGUUUUCUUGUGACUUUGUCUCUGUACAGUGUGACAGUACUUCUGGAUGUAUGGACUGUAAUGUUGUUUGCUGUUCUCUUCUAAAUGGUUUUAGCACCACGUUGGUUGCGUGCCUCGUUCUUUCUA